AUGUCAGACAAGGAGCCUCUCAUCACUCACCUCUACACCGCCGACCCCUCGGCCCACGCCUUCAACGGCAAAAUCUACAUCUACCCCUCCCACGACCGCGAGACAGAUAUCCAAGACAACGACAAUGGCGACCAGUACGACAUGAACGACUACCACGUCUUUUCGCUCGACUCGCUCACCGGCCCCGUCACAGACCACGGUGUAGUCCUCAAGCAGGAGGAUGUACCUUGGGUGUCCAAGCAACUGUGGGCUCCCGACGCUGCUACCAAGGACGGCAAAUACUACCUCUACUUCCCUGCUCGCGACAAGGAGGGCAUUUUCCGCUGUGGUGUCGCUGUCUCCGAUAAGCCUGAGGGUCCUUUCAAGCCUCAAGAGAAUUAUAUCAAGGGCAGCUACAGUAUCGACCCUGCCUGCUUCGUCGACACCGACGGCUCAGCCUACCUCUACUUCGGCGGUCUCUGGGGCGGUCAACUGCAGUGCUGGCAAAAGGAGGGACACUUCGACUCUGCCUGGAGCGGCCCACAAGAGUUGACUGGCGAUGGCGUCGCAGCACAAGGUCCUCGUGUCGCCAAGAUGACCAACGACAUGCUCGAAUUCGCAGAGACUCCUCGCGAAGCCUUGAUUGUCGAUGAAGCUGGCAAGCCCAUCCAAGCCGACGACCACAAGAGACGAUUCUUUGAGGCCGCGUGGAUGCACAAGUACCAGGAUAAAUACUACUUCUCGUACUCGACUGGAGACUCCCAUCUUUUGGCAUAUGCUGUUGGAGAUAGCCCGUACGGUCCUUUUACUCAGCGCGGCACCAUCUUGGAGCCUGUGGUUGGCUGGACUACUCACCACUCCAUUGUUGAGUUCGAGGGCAGGUGGUACCUCUUCUAUCAUGAUUCGUCGUUGUCAGGGGGCAAGAACCACUUGCGUUGCGUCAAGGCGAGAGAGAUCUUCUAUAAUGAGAAGGGUGAUAUUCACAUCUAA
Molecule: messenger RNA, 969 nt
Organism: Aureobasidium vineae
Lineage: Eukaryota; Fungi; Ascomycota; Dothideomycetes; Dothideales; Saccotheciaceae
Source: the annotation of a GenBank genome assembly